ACCCAGCAUCUACCUGAGACCCAGCGGGGGGGUCUCCCUGGGGGGAGUCGUGACCGUCUGGUGUCGGGGGCAGCACCGGGACAUGCGGUUCGUGCUGAAUAAAGAGCGACGCCAUUUCCCACCUGUGGAUACGGACGAGUUUGAGGUUGUGUUUCCCAUCAGCAACGUGAGCCGGGAGGACGGCGGGAGCUACAGCUGCUCCUAUCACAGCAGAUCGGAGCCGUUCAACGUGUCGUACCCCAGCGACCCCGUGGAGCUGGUGGUGAGAGAUCCCAGCUUACCCAGACCCUCCAUCUCUCUGAGCCCCACUGGGGUCACCGCCCCAGGG
This is a messenger RNA of Chrysemys picta bellii (western painted turtle), 328 nucleotides long. The record is from RefSeq and is a predicted model, not a curated record. NCBI's taxonomy places the organism in Eukaryota, Metazoa, Chordata, Testudines, Emydidae.